Triplophysa dalaica is the source of this 1426-nucleotide messenger RNA. RefSeq names its product transcription factor 23 (gene tcf23). Gene Ontology annotation, biological process: developmental process; regulation of transcription by RNA polymerase II. The transcript has 3 exons. Gene Ontology annotation, molecular function: DNA-binding transcription factor activity, RNA polymerase II-specific; RNA polymerase II transcription regulatory region sequence-specific DNA binding; protein dimerization activity. Bases 307 to 846 code for a protein of 179 amino acids. The record is from RefSeq and is a predicted model, not a curated record. Lineage: Eukaryota; Metazoa; Chordata; Actinopteri; Cypriniformes; Nemacheilidae.
CUGCAGGAGGGCUCUCCGCUUUUCCCAAAACCUUUCACGUCUGCCGACCUGCCUGGGGACACCAUGCAACUCCCCUGAGUCUGCUCCCUUGGCAGCGAGCGCCCGGGGGAGGCAGGCCGAGAGAUAACACAGCGCUUGAAGAUCCCCACAUUACCUCAGCAGAUAAGGCGGAGGGAGGGGGAUGGAGCCGAGCGGGGUGGACAUCGGGCCUUUGGGUGGAGGAGAGGGCCGAGCACCUCCAAGCAGUAGGAAGUAGACCCUCGAGCGGUGUCAUUUAGAGGUUUGGUGGUCUCACCGCCGGUUCCCAUGUCAGAGCGAGCGCAGGGAGAAGCCGGGAUACAGGAGCGAGGAGAGACGGGCGGGAAGAGCCAACGCACCCAGAGAUGGACGCAGUCAUGCGUGAGGCAAGCAACACAUAGAGAGCCAAAGAAGUGGGUAAAGUCCGACUCGGCCAUUCCACCAAAGGCAUGCAGGACUCAAAACUCUCCGGAGAAUGCGGCAAGAGAGAGGAGUCGUGUGAAGAACCUCAGACAAGCUUUUCAUAGCCUUCAGUCUGCCCUGCCGUCUGUUCCUCCUGACACCAAACUCUCAAAGCUGGACGUGCUGGUCCUGGCCACCAACUACAUCGCCCACCUGACUGAGACCCUGGACCAGGGUGGAGAGCUGGCGGACCACGGCAUCAGACCCAGAGCAGAAGGAUCCCUGCACCCUGUCAAGAAAUGGCCCAUGCGGUCUCUUCUCUACUGUGGGAACAUGGGAGGACGACUGACAGGUGCACCGGCCAAUCAGGAAGCAGCGUGUGUCUCAACAGUGAAAGCUGACAUACGGACUGAAAAGACGUCUUAAUGCUAAACCACUGACACGUGUUUGUGAACAGGUCAAAUGUUAUUUGAUAAUCUGUUGUUAGGAUGUGUUUUAUCACACAGAUACAAUUAUUUCCACAUUAUUUAACUUGUAUUGUGAUAAACUGCAAGUUUAUUUGUGACUGACAUUUUAAGAGACCUUUGAAAGAAAACCAAUACUGUUAAGAGCUCAAGGAUGCCAAAAUGACCUAAUCCACGCUACUUAUAUAAUCCCCACACCUCUUACUGUGCUAAAAACAACAAUUCAUGUUUUUUCCACAAAGACUUGUUCUUUUAGAUAUGUAGCGAACACCAAGAAUACACUAUUUGUCAUCCACUCUUUUCCUGUAGAAUAAAAAUGCAAAUCUCAAUCAAAUGUCAGCCAUGGCUACAAAAAUCUGUUUAAUUUGUUGAAUGUUUUACCCAUUUAAAGCUUAACAGUCCACCUUAUCUCUCUCCAUUUGUUGUUAUCUUGGACUGUUUGGGUUUAAUAUCGGUUUUGCGGUGGAUGGUAAUAAAAUGAAUGGAAGGGAGGAUUGUUAUAAGGAACACUUGGCAACCGCACACGAAUGAUGGAGAACCCC